CUUUUUCCGUGUCUCUCUCUCCUUCUUCCCGGCAUUCCUUUUUCCGCGUUCUCACUGCUCUCUGGGUCUGGCAGCUACCGGCACUUCGCGCCCAGGGCUUUGGUGACGUCAUGUUUCUGCGCCGCGUGGACGCCCGCCGGUGAAAGAAGGAAUACCUCAGCCGCCCUUCGUCUCCUUUUGUUGGGCUGCCGCUCCUUCUGAAUCAUGGCGCCAUCGCUGUGGAAGGGGCUUGUAGGCGUCGGGCUCUUUGCCCUAGCCCACGCUGCCUUUUCAGCUGCGCAGCAUCGUUCUUAUAUGCGACUAACGGAAAAGGAAGAUGAAUCAUUACCAAUAGAUGUGGUUCUCCAGACACUUCAAGCUUUACAGUUACCUGUUGGCAUAGUUCAUAUCAUAUAAGGGAGUUCAAAAGACAUGGAUACCACUUCAGAAUUAAAAAGAAUAAGUAAGACAUUUGAUACCUUAAGGAAUCACCCAUCUUUUUAUGUGUUUAACCAUCGUGGUCGAGUGCUGUUCCGGCCUUCAGAUGCAACAAAUUCUUCCAACCUAGAUGCAUUGUCCUCUAACACGUCGCUGAAGUUACGAAAGUUUGACUCACUGCGCCGUUAAGCUUUUUACAAAUUAAAUAACAGGACAGACACAGAAUUGAGUAUUGGAGUUUGGGGUGUAAAACACUCCCCCCCCAACAUCAGUAUUUAUAUUGCUAUUUCAGAGCUAGUUAAAUAAUCUAUGGCCCUUGUUUAUACAUUGUUGAUCCAAUCAAAUGGUGUAGGAGUUAUCUAUGAAAUGAGUCUUUGAACUUUCCUAUAGAGGUUUUCUGUUCAUUUGAAACAAUUCCCAUGUUUUGUAAAAGUCACUAUUUCGAACAUACUUCCCUGAAAAAUGUUGGGAUUUUUGUGAUUAUUUAUUUUCGUAGAUUUCUUUUCUUUUGCACUACAGUUUUUAGGAAUCCUGGAAUACCAUGUAACAUCUGCAUUUUGCAGCACAAGAGUCAAAUGGUCUUCGGUUCUUAUCAGACCAACUUCUUUAAGAAGACCAAAAUGGUGACUUUACAGUUUUUCUUGGGGCCCCUAAACAGUGACUCUGCUUUUACAGAUACUUGCCAAUUUUUACUUUAUUAAUGGCUUCUCUCCGGACCCCACUCCCUGAUACUGUCUAACAUCAGCUGUCUUGUUUCAUCAUUUCUGAGAUUCUGUGUGCAGUGAGCAAUUUUUGUGUCAGAAAUUCUAUCAUAACAUAUUUAACAAGUUCAUCUUGCUGUAAAACUACUCAUGUUCUUUUGUUGUAAAAUUUUCACUGAUUGUGUAAUGGAAGAUUAGUUGAAAGUAGACCAAAAAGACAAAUUAUGACUUCAUUAUCUUGCCUAGUAGAAUAGAACUGACUGUUCUAAACUGAUCGUCACUAGCUGGUCUCACUCAUUCUAUGUCUGUUGGUUUCUGUCACAGUAAACUAGUGAAUUGGUGAAAAUAAAGGAACUGGUUCAUUUUAUCUAAAGGCACAUGCAAAGAAACUAGGCCAAAUAUGUUCUAAAUAUUUGGAGUUAAUCUAUUUAAAUUCUCUUAGAAAAUUAAGGUCAUUUAAGAAGUUGUUUUGCAGCUUCUGACUGAAAGCUGGCCUGGAGUUUUCCAUCUUCACUCUGCGGUGCUGAAGGUGAGGAUAAGGACACAGCAUUGAAUGUUUUUCAGAAACAGUAGUUUUACUCAAAGAAAAUCAGAGUAGGUUUUUCGCUAGAAAACUAAGAUGCUUAACAUUACAUUGUAGAGAUUAUUGCUUUCCACAAGCAUGAACACAUACUUGUGUUAAAUUAUAUAGGUGUAAAGGGACUACUAUGGACUUUGAUAGGAAACCUGCCCGAUGCUUUUUGGGUUGUUUCAGGCAGGGUCUUCAUAUCGAGAUGCUCUUUUACUUGGUAGCAUUUUUUCAUAGGAAUGAGCCUCAGCCUUUCUGCCCAGUCAUGCACAGCCUCAAAGGACAAGGUUCUUUUAUCAUUUCUUUGUUGGUUUUGGUUUUGUUUGUAAACAGGAUUCUGUAUAACCUGAGCUAGCCUCAAACUCAGUAUGUAGCUGAGGAUGAUCCUCAUGCCUUUACCGCGUCAGCGCUAAGAUGAUAGGUGCUGCCACUACACCUGGUUUUUGGGGUCCUGGGGACUGAACCCAGGGCCUCGUGCAUGCUAGGCAAGCACUGUACCAGCUGAACUACAUCCCAGGCCCUUGACAUUGAAUUGUGAUUCUUGAGCUCUGAUUUGCUAGCUAAGUCUAUAGAGCACUGAUUCUGUUCUCUAAUGAGAACAAACUCACAAAUCUGCUGAUUACCUACAAUAAUUUAGAAAUAGGCUAAAAGUGUGAAACCAAGCCAGGUGUGGUGGCAUGCACUUGUAGACCUAGCACUUACAAGGCUGAACCAGGAUCACAAGUUUAGGGCAAAUCUGGGCUAUCUUAAGGAAUCCCUAUCUUAACCCUAAUCCCCGCAAAAAGCGAAUCCAAGGACUAAUGUGAUAGAUCAAAAUGGCAUGCACGAAGCAUGCUGUACAUCAGGCUUUUCUGCCAUACUCCUCGACUACUUGAUUGAAGAGCCUCUUGUUUUCUUCUCUUUGGAGACUGUUUCCCUUCUUAAUGUGUUUUCAUAACAAUGCUACUGAGAAUCUG
Messenger RNA from Rattus rattus (black rat), 2642 nucleotides. RefSeq names its product membrane magnesium transporter 1 (gene Mmgt1). Lineage: Eukaryota; Metazoa; Chordata; Mammalia; Rodentia; Muridae. The record is from RefSeq and is a predicted model, not a curated record. The transcript is spliced from 4 exons. Gene Ontology annotation, cellular component: plasma membrane; Golgi apparatus; EMC complex.